CAUUUUCUGUCUUCCCCGCCAUGGUUAGUUUGUUCUUUUCUUUGGAAUCCUCCUCCAAUAAGGAUUAGCUCCGACUGAGGAUACUUCGAAGGAAUCCAGGCAACAUCAUUUCCAAGUGCUUGUUUUCAACUCGCUUAUCAUUGCGAGAUUCAUGUUUUGGUCUUUGCAGCUUAGUUUCUGGUUCGAUCUAAUUGAUCAAUACUACCGGGAUUGUUGCUGCUGUAGAUCAUAUUCAGUUGAUUUCAUCGAGGGAAUGGGUUUUGGAUGAUUCACAUAGGUCUAUCGAUGUAUAAAGUUGACGACUUUGAGCAGCUCUUCACUCAAAUAGCACUUCAAAGAAAAAAUGGCUCCAAUGGGUUCUUCUGUCAUUACUGUCUUCCUUCUCGCUGGCUGCCACGUCACUGUCCACGUUAGAAGAUGACCGUCGGACCUACAUCAUCCACAUGGACAAUACAAACACGACCACCGUGGUUUUUUCGGAGGGUGGUCACAAAUGCAGCUGCUGGUGGGAGCGUUUAUCUUGCCGAUCUUGUGACACCGAGAGGAAUGACGGUAGUGGUGGAACCGGCGAAGAUCAGCUUCAGCACGGUUGCGUUUAACUUGAUCGUGGAGGUCGAUUUGAGUGGAGUUGGCAGAGUGGAUGAUGUUGGGAUUAAGAGCGAUUACAUUGGGAAUCAUGGCUACUUGAGUUGGGUUGAGCUGAAUGGUACACAUGUCGUCAGGAGUCCGAUCGUCUUAUUCAUUGCUUCUCCAAGAACUUGAAGUCUUGGAUAGGGGAUGAAGGCAAAAUAAGACCACGUAAAUGGUUGCUACUGUCAAUAAGAAAUCGAUGUUGUCAUCCAAACUACAUGGUUCGAUUGGAAUUUAGUAAUUUAUCUCCUUUCCUCUGUACAGACAGGUACUGUCAAUAAGUAGUAUAUUGCCAACUUGGUGCACAAUCUAAUAAGCUAGAAUGAAGCAAUUAACUUGUAAAAUGGUUCAACAGAAAGAUGGCUGCAUGCAUCUGGAACUAGUCAUUUACAUGAACUUGGCUACAGAAUCUCUAAGGCAUGGGAAGGAAAACAAAGACAGAUGAGACCUGAUAGUUGAAGACAGACAAACUGAUCUCUCAAGUAGUCAAAAAAAUAUUAGCUGAGACAUCAUCAAAAGGGCUUCAACAUCAUCAUCAUCAUCAUCAUCAUCAUCACCAGCAAGAGUAUUUGCUCUUACCACAAACUAACAGCAACAAACAACAGAAAGAAAUUGCAGAUGAAGGGACCAAAAACACCCAUCAUCAUGAAAUUUGCUCCGGGGAACAUUCCGACUCGUAAAUGCUGAAGGAGAGCUCAGUAGACUUACAACACACUCCUUGGAUACUAACAGUUGCUUUAUCUUACAGUAUACCCAGUACAGUUUUGCCACUGAAGCUGCAAACCAUCAUCAGCCAAGGCAAUGAAAGAUUUCAUCAGCUGAAAUAUAUCAGCAGACCAGAAAUCUCUCAUUCGUUCAAGAAACCUGUGGAAAAGAC
Messenger RNA from Linum trigynum, 1507 nucleotides. The record is from the annotation of a GenBank genome assembly. NCBI's taxonomy places the organism in Eukaryota, Viridiplantae, Streptophyta, Magnoliopsida, Malpighiales, Linaceae.